AUCGACAUAGGAAUAUGUUUUCCUUGGCCAUCCUGUUGUAUACCACAUGGAUUUAGUAAACAUUUGCUGUCGAGUCGCUAACUACCUAGUAUUCGGAAAUUAAUCAACUUUUACUUUAUAUGAAGCAGUAUGAUAGCUUUUAAUUUAAACGGUUUGUUUCCGACGACAUUUUCGCCGUCGCCGGUAGCCAUUGGCAUUAGCUAGUAGCAUAGCAAAGCCCGGAGUUUACCACCUCGUAGACGCGUCAGAUCAGGGCUCGCAGAGAUGCAGACUCGGUCCAGGCUUGAUGUCAUCGCUGGGCUUGAGCUUGGGCUCCCCGCUGCUGGUGUCUCUGCCUGGGGGAAGCUGUCUCUGUACCGCCUGGCCUCGGCCUGACCUGGCUGAGGGCUUCCUGCAGGUGGACAUGAAGUGCUGUUCUCCAGGUCUGGUCCGUCACCAACCCUCACGCCUAACCCUGGAGCCCGAGCAGCUCACACGCGUACAUUGUCCCAAAUUGAAAGGCAUGAAGUUAAGCGUGGUCGUUCAGAGUGUUGAAUUUAAAAGAGGCACACCUCCUCGACUUGUACAUGAGCUUGUGAAAGACAUGCUGAAGGGUGUCUUGGUGCAGAAGAACCAUGUUGUAAACCUUGAGGGUUUUGACACAGACAUAAGAUAUGUUGUCAUUGAAAACAUCUAUCCGGAUACUAACACUGCUGGACUUGUCACCUCCAAAACUGGUAUGGAGAUUGCUGACAUCCAGACUGUCAGGCACUUCCAUGCCCAUCUUCAGGACCAGCAAACAGUGCCUCUGGGAGGGCUGGAGGAGGUGAAUGCAUUGCUGAGAGAGAUGCUGCAGCUGCCACUGCUCUACCCAGGAACUCUCACUUCUCUGGGUGUGUCUUGUCCCAGAGGCGUACUGCUGGUGGGGCCUCCAGGUGUUGGGAAGACCCAGCUGGUUCGCAAAGUGGUGGGAGAAGUAGGAGCUAGCCUUGUCGUGGUCAGAGGGCCAGAGGUGGUGCGGUCCCGACCAGGUGAGAGCGAGGAGAUGUUGCGAGCCAUGUUUGUGCAGGCUCGCACCGCAGCAGAGGAGGGCCCAUGUGUGCUGUUCUUAGACGAGUUGGACUCUCUGUGUCCGAGAAGAACUGGCACAUCUGCACCAGAGAACCGCCUGGUGGCUCAGCUCCUCACACUAAUGGACGGGGUGGACCAGUCGGAUAGAUUCCUGGUUGUCGGUGCCACCAACCGGCCAGACAGCUUAGACCCAGCACUGCGCAGGCCUGGAAGAUUUGACAGAGAGGUCAUCAUUGGAGUUCCCACCUUGCAGCAGAGAGCUACUAUCUUGUCUGUUCUGUGUGAAAAGAUGCCAGUGUGCCCCAGCGUGGAGAUGACAGAGCUAGCACAGAGAACUACAGGUUAUGUUGGGUCAGACCUCAGCGCCUUGUGCAGGGAGGCUGCCAUGCACGCUGUGCGGGAAAAUGCAAAGGGUUCAGGAGAGCAGGCAGUGGAUAUGAAGCAUUUUCUGGAGGCUCUGAAGUUGGUGCGCCCCUCCUGCCUGCGGAGCAGCCUGGGGCGGACAGACCUCUCUCCAGUAACGUGGAACCAAAUCGGAGGCCUUGAGGAGAUCAAAUUGAAACUAAGACAGAGUAUUGAGUGGCCGAUGAUGUACCCCGAGGCCUUCUCUCGCCUGGGUUUGGGUCGCCCUCGCGGUGUGCUUCUCUACGGACCUCCAGGAUGUUCAAAGACGACGCUGGUCCGAGCAGCAGCCUCCGCCUCCCACUGUACCUUCCUGUCUGUCAGUGGUGCUGACCUCUACUCUCCCUAUGUGGGAGACUCAGAGCAGGCUUUGUCACAGCUGUUUCGCCAGGCACGGGCCUGCGCUCCCUGCGUCUUGUUCCUCGAUGAGAUAGACUCUCUGAUCGGCUCUCGGUCCAGCAGUCAGGCAGCUAAUAGCGUUCAGACUCGACUCUUGUCUGUGCUUCUCAAUGAGAUGGACGGUGUUGGCCUGAAGACGUUGGAAAGGAGAGGAGAGCAGAAGAUCCUCCAAAUAGAUGGAGCAGAGGAAAACCAUACUCAAGAGCAGUCGGACUGCCAGGAAGUGUGUAACAAAGACGUGAUGGUUGUAGCAGCCACAAACAGGCCAGACUGUUUGGACAGUGCUCUGCUGAGGCCUGGUAGAUUGGACCACAUUAUCUAUGUACCACCACCUGACCAGCAGUCCCGUCUUGCCAUCCUGAAGGUGUGCACAAAGUCCAUGCCUGUGGAUCCAGACGUAUGUUUGGAGGAGCUGGCUGCCGGGACUGAUCUUUACUCUGGAGCUGACCUGGAAAAUCUUUGUAAAGAGGCUGCACUGCUGGCGUUGUUUGAAAACAUGGAGGCUUCUACCAUAAAGCACACGUACUUCCUGCAGUCCCUCAAGAAAACGAGACCUUCUCUGACAGCCCAGCAAAUCCAGACAUACCAAACAGCUUCCAGAUAACGCCUCAUUAUA
Molecule: messenger RNA, 2467 nt
Organism: Dunckerocampus dactyliophorus (ringed pipefish)
Lineage: Eukaryota; Metazoa; Chordata; Actinopteri; Syngnathiformes; Syngnathidae
Gene: afg2b
Product: spermatogenesis associated 5-like 1
Exons: 11
Coding region: 287-2455 (722 amino acids)
Molecular function (GO): ATP hydrolysis activity; ATP binding
Source: RefSeq, a predicted model, not a curated record